AUGACUUUAGUGGGGCCCAAGGAAGAAAGCGUCCUACCCAUCAUGCUGAGUGUACAGCAGCAGCAUCAUCAUCACGGCCUUCACGCUACUUCGAGCGCGCAGACCCAUCGCGGCAACGUGAUUGUCUCUACCAGCGGCAUGCCGACCAAUAAUAGUAGCCUGCAACAUGGAUGCAAGCGCUCCAAGAUCUACGGUCAAUCCAGUGGGCCUUACGGCACGGUACCGCAUCAGCCUGCCUCGGUGGCCAGACGAAACGCGCGAGAGCGCAAUAGGGUGAAGCAGGUAAACAAUGGAUUCGCCACUCUCAGGCAACACAUACCGCAGACGGUGGCGCAGGCGUUGGGUAGCAGUACAGCCGGGACUCACGGCGGAUCCAGAGCCGGCAGCAAGAAGCUGUCUAAGGUAGAAACCUUGAGAAUGGCGGUGGAGUACAUCAGGAGUCUUCAACGUCUCCUGGACGAGCAUGACGGCGGUUCCGAGUCGAGCGGAUCUUCGCCCAUCUCUUCCACGUCCUCCAAUUCACCCGCAUGUGGUUCUGACAAUGGGAUCGGCGGUGAUUCCGGUCAUCCGGCAGAGUUGAGACUACGUGGUGGCAUCACCGGGGAGAUACAUCAUCACGGUAGCCCGCACGGAUCUGAUCUGCAUCGUCAUCAACAUCUCCGGCAGAAUUCGAGCCCGACUUUUGUCCCGACAACAUGUUCAGAGGCGUCGAGCUCGCCGACGCCGAGUUUCGUCUCCGAAACCUCGUCAGCUGGAAGUCAAGGUUACGGCACCUCUGGCACACUUUACACGGCGUAUUCCGACAGUUACGACAAUCAUGAGCCGAUGAGUCCAGAAGAUGAGGAGCUACUGGAUGUCAUCACUUGGUGGCAGAAUCAAUGA
Molecule: messenger RNA, 882 nt
Organism: Formica exsecta
Lineage: Eukaryota; Metazoa; Arthropoda; Insecta; Hymenoptera; Formicidae
Product: achaete-scute complex protein T3-like
Exons: 1
Coding region: 1-882 (293 amino acids)
Biological process (GO): regulation of neurogenesis; positive regulation of transcription by RNA polymerase II; sensory organ development
Cellular component (GO): RNA polymerase II transcription regulator complex
Molecular function (GO): DNA-binding transcription factor activity, RNA polymerase II-specific; RNA polymerase II transcription regulatory region sequence-specific DNA binding; protein dimerization activity
Source: RefSeq, a predicted model, not a curated record